Messenger RNA from Arachis duranensis, 492 nucleotides. RefSeq lists its product as uncharacterized. NCBI's taxonomy places the organism in Eukaryota, Viridiplantae, Streptophyta, Magnoliopsida, Fabales, Fabaceae. Bases 1 to 492 code for a protein of 163 amino acids. The record is from RefSeq and is a predicted model, not a curated record. The transcript has 2 exons.
AUGACGCUCUCUACCUUCUUAAAGGUUCACCCUCCAACUUUCAGAGGGACCUCGAAUCCGAUCGAUGCUGAUAACUGGAUACAGGCCAUUGAGCGAGCAUUACAGGCCCAACAAGUUCUGGAUGAGCAGUGGGUUAAGUUUGGGACCUACCAGUUGCAUGGUGAAGCUCAGCACUGGUGGCAGGGCAUGAGGCUCGGAAAUGCCAAAGAGCUCAAACUGUUUCAACUUAAACAGGGCCAAAUGACUAUUACUGAGUACACCAGUAAGUUUGAGGAAUUGUGCCACUUCUCACAAAUCUGUCAGGGAGCUCCUGAGGACUAUGCUGAGUGGAAAUGCAUAAAGUAUGAAGGAGGCCUUAGGAGUGACAUUCAGAGCUUUGUGGCACCUAUGCAUAUUCGGGUGUUUUCUGAGCUGGUGAAAAGGACCAGGGUGGCAGAGGAUUGUGUCAGAAGGGCUGCAGCAGAAAAAGGGAGUCUGAGGAUGCCAUUCUAG